Molecule: messenger RNA, 3553 nt
Organism: Amphiprion ocellaris (clown anemonefish)
Lineage: Eukaryota; Metazoa; Chordata; Actinopteri; Pomacentridae
Product: germ cell-specific gene 1-like protein
Exons: 6
Coding region: 2089-3177 (362 amino acids)
Cellular component (GO): plasma membrane
Source: RefSeq, a predicted model, not a curated record
CGUCACACAGGCACACUUCUUCUCACUCUUCUUUCUUCCUGCUGUUAUUUCAGUGUGAAAGGAGUGCGUAACCCUGUUCAGACUGUCUUCAGGAGAUGCGUUAUGAAUGCACUUUAGAGUUGAGAAAGUGUUGGAGGUGCAGGUCAGAGGUUCUGUGUUUCAGUUUUCAUUUGAGAAAGUGUCAUGCCGUGUAGAAUUGGGGUUAAAGGAGCCCAGAGCAGUCUCAUUGUAAGAAAAAUAAUCUUAAAACACAAAUUUCUGAUUAAGUAAAAUAGAAUGAAUUGUUGUGAAAUAUGACAUCACUUCUCGAGAUUUUAAACAUCACAAAUUCCAUUUACAUCAUGGGGUGUAAACUCACGUGUAUAUUAGGGGAUGGUUUUAUAUUAUCAAACUAAGAUUUACUAUAUUUUGUUCCAGUGUUUUAGGACACACAUAUGCCAUAUAUUUGGGCAUACUUUUUUUUAUUUUUUUUUUAAAUGCAGUAGUUUUUAGUCAGCUUUAAUGCUUUCAAUAGAAAUUGUGAGAAAUUUGCUAAAAUUGUGUUAAAAAGCCAUAAAGAGAUUAAAAGGUUAGCUAUAAGUAAUGGAUACAUGACAAAUGAAAUAGCCAAAACGCAUGGCUAAAAAUGGGUCACAUUUUUACCAUUUUUUUGUUUGUUUUUCUAAAAGUAAUGGUUAAAUGGUUGAAUUUUUUAAAAGUAAUAUAGAAACGGUGGAAGUAAAUGUCCAAAUAUAAUAGAUAUAUGAUUUAAUUGUUUAGAUGUAAUGGUUUUAUAAAGUGGUUAGCAACUAAAUUUGAACCCAACUGAACAACAAUAUUAUUGCAGCAAAACAAUUUUGUGUCAUUAGCAGUGAGAGUAUAAUUGCAUUGAAUACAUUUGGAACAGGCAGGGUGUUUUCAUAAAGGGCACUUGAACUGAUUUACUGUUUGUAGUUACACAUCCAGAAAAGAAGUGAUUAAGAAGUGACACACUGUCCUCUUCUGGCAACAACAUCAUCAAAGUGAAUAGUGGUUGACCCGUUUUAAAGUUUGAAAAUGUGGGAAAAAAAUUAGAUUUUCACAGUGAAACGUCUGAUGUCCACAUUUUCAACAUUUUUGGGAAAUCUUUGAACAUUUUUUGGUGGACAAAAGGAAAUGUUAAAAAUGUUUCAUAAGAACAUUAACAAAAAAAUCAACCAAAAUCGAAUUUUGCAGGAUUUUUGUUGAUUUUUCUGUGAAUGUUCUUAAAGAAAAUAUUAGAAGUUUUACUGAUAUAUAUAUAAUCACUUUAGAUAUUUUUAGGAUUUUUUGGAAGAUUUUAAAUUAUUUUUUGGAAAAUAUUUACAAGAAUUUUCUUGACAAAUUUGCGGGAUUUUUUUAAAAUAAAACUUUUAAGGGAAACUUUUAAGGAAUUAUUGGAAUUUUCUUCCUGAAGGUUUUGUAAAUUUUCAGAAAUUUGGGCAAUUUUUUUGCAGAUUUUUUUUUUUUCAGACAAGGAAACAAUAUUUUUUGGUGCCCAUAAACGAGGACAACAGGAGGGUUAAACAUCCCUUCUAAAAGCCUCCUACUGUGGCGUCACCACCUCUGACUGCAAAGCCAUAUAGUCCAUGUAUUAGCCCGUUUAAUUUUGUGUAUGUGCAGCUUUUAUUCACCGUUUCAAGGUCGUGUUGACUUCCACAUCAAAGCAGAAUAAGGCAUGCUUUAACAGGCUGAAAAGCAUUGGAAGAGGCAGGGACAUGAAUGAAAUGGAUCAAAAUGAGUCUAGGAAUCAAAAUGAAAACAGAUGGAACAGAGUUGUCUGUUUUGGAUUUAUAGGGAUGGAUUAAAGAAGUGUGUGUGUGUUUGUGUGUGUGUGUGUGUGAGUGUGUGUGACAUGCUUACAGUUGUGCCUGACUGCCGGGGUGGGAUCAUAAAGACUGACAGUCACGGUGCCUGCAGAGGUCAGUGUGAUGGCCAAAAUCCUCCGUCACUCUCACUAUCUGAUGAAGAGUGAAAGGCAGCGGAUUUUUACUUUCACCUUCCGCACUUACCUCAAUGAGGGGGGCUGAGGACGACGUGAGAAGUAAGAGAGGCUGAAGUGGCCCGACCCCCUCAUUUGACCCUUGCACGAUGGCGUUCCUGCAGCAGAUGCGUUCCCCUCGUUUUUCCUUCAUCCAGACGGUUGUGUCGCUCCUGCUGAGCACCGUGGCCCUCAUGUCCUCCUACUGGUGCGUGGGGAAGCAGAAGGUGCCCAAGCCGCUCUGCUCGCCCACCAAGCACAGCAACUGCAUCCCAGUUCCCGGCGUGUCCAACUCCUCCAGGAUCCAGUUCUUCUGGGAGACCGGAGACGACCGCUUCGUCUUCCCCACCUUUCACACCGGCCUGUUCAUCACCUGCGAGGAGAACAUCUACACAGACGAAUGGGAGGAGAAGUGCCGAGGGUUUCACACUUUGACUCCACGGUGCGAAAAAGCAAUGAUGUGGCUUUCGCUGUCACUGGAGCUCACGUAUAUCGGUCUGCUGUUGAUCAGCUGCAUACUGCUGUCUGUGCAGUUGUGCAUCAGGGCCUGGUUCCCCUCUACGCAGCGCUGGGGGCAGCUGCUCAACGCUUUUGCAGCUGUUUUUACCGUCCUGGGAGGUCUGCUCGGGAUGGUGGGUCACAUGAUGUUCAUGCAGGUGUUUCAGACCACCGUCUCAAUGGGGCCAGAAGACUUUAAACCUCACAGCUACGGCUACUCCUGGGCUUUCUACGUGGCCUGGUUUGGCUUCACCGUCUGCAUGGCGGCCGGCGUCUCCACCCUGAACAACUACACCAAAAAGGUCCUGAUGGUGGGUCCCAGGCGUAACUCCGGACUCAAGCCCUGCAGCUUUAACUUCAUGGGCCUCCUGCCGCCGGCUCCUUAUUACACCCCUCCAACCCCAGGUGUCACCCUGGUCCCUCCCCUGUCCCCGCCUCGGAUCUCCCAUUUGUCCCCGUACUACGAGCCCCCUUCAGCAGAGUUAAAGCCCUCCACUCCAAAGCUCACGCACUCCCACUCCCUUCCUCUCCCCCACUCUGACUCUUGCCCUCCUCCGCCCUCCCACCACGCACCCGGAUCGCCAUUCCACCGUCUCUCCCUGCCGUCGCCCUUGCCUACGCCGUCGGCCUCCGUCUAUAUGACCCUGCCGCCACACCAGGAGAAUCAUUACGAGAGAGAAGAGGAUUACAGCCCGCUUUGAACUGUUCAUUAAGGCUGGAGUCAGUUAGCAGAUAUACAUCAAUCUGAGCAAACUGGUUCAACCCUUUUAACCUCAUAACCUACUGCCUGGUUUAAGAGACGCUUUUCUCUUGAAUAAUAGCCAAAAUUACGUAAUUUACAGAAAAACUCCUCAGAUUUCCAGCUUUUUGACAGCCUACCAACAUUUCCAUCAAGAAAACUAAUCAAAAUUACAUCUAGUGGAUAGGAGAUGACAAGAGGGGAAAAUAACACAGACUGGAUCAGUUUUUAAAAAAUGCAACAUGAUUUUAAAAACUGUUGUUAGUAAAGAUACAAUAAGCAUUACUUUUUUUCCACCUCAAUUUUUGGAAAACAAUAAUUAAAGAAUUUCAACUUUU